AGACCGGACCACCGCCACAGUUAAACCCACCACCGUUAUGCGUGAAUUAAACCUUCUCCUGUGCAGGAUGAAGGUGACCUUUGGUUCUCUGGUGAUCAUCGCCGGCAUCUGUGGUAUUCUGAGCUUCGCUUUUCUGGCGACUUCCCUCGGAACCGACUAUUGGUACAUCAUAAAGAUGAAUCCUGUGAACACGAGCGACUUCGAGGACAUGAGCUCCCACUCGGGGCUGUGGACUAUCAACGAAGGUGGGAAGAUGCACGCAGCCUCUAUUGACUCUUUCAAAGCUGACUACUCCAGGUACACUGAGACUGAGGUGCACAUGCUGAACAUGCACAGUGCUAUAGUGGUGGUGCUUCCCCUCAGCCUGGUCCUCUUGCUGUUCGGUGGCAUCUGCGGGUUGGUCAGCUCCCUGGCUCGGAGCCCCGUCCUCCUCACCAGCACGGCCUCCUACUUCUUCAUCUGCAGUCUGCUGACCCUGUGUGGCGUGAGCCUCUACAUCAUCUACUCAUACCAGGCCCUGGUAGAGACAGAGAGGCUGGUGGGGCCCGAAGGCCUCGCCCACGUUCACACCUCCUUCGGCUGGUCUCUGGGCAUGGCCUGGCUCUCCUACGGCCUGGAGCUCCUCACCAGCGUCCUGCUGCUCGUGGCGGCAAAGAUGGUCAAGCGGCAGCACAGCAGUCCCUCCAUGGCCUGACACAAGCCUUCACAGUGGGUCCCACACAUUCAGGACGGACUCUGAACUAUACUGAGCUGUAUAUGAGCGAGGGAGAAAGAACAGUCAGGUGUGUUGCUGCCAUGUGGUUCUGCUUUAGAACAAGGUAAGAAACAAUAUUAAGGCGUUGAGAAAAUACAAACGUUGGAUUUAAGAUGAUUUGGAUCAUUUUAUAAGCAUGUGUUAGAAGUUUAAUGUCUUUAUAUCUGCUUCAGACUGGAGAGUGACGUUCAGGUGAACUAGAGGAGUGAGGUUUUGGGCUCUUGAGUUGAAUUACGCCAAUUCCGCCCUCUUGUGUUGAGAAGUGAAGUGGCUCCCUGUAUUCACUGUCCACAGCCGUGCUGACCGUCACUCCAGUAAU
Messenger RNA from Seriola dumerili (greater amberjack), 1073 nucleotides. RefSeq names its product transmembrane protein 235-like (gene tmem235b). NCBI's taxonomy places the organism in Eukaryota, Metazoa, Chordata, Actinopteri, Carangiformes, Carangidae. The transcript has 4 exons. Gene Ontology annotation, cellular component: apical plasma membrane. The record is from RefSeq and is a predicted model, not a curated record. Bases 38 to 694 code for a protein of 218 amino acids.